AUGACACCGAAAAUUCGGGUGAAGAUCGAGGAUCCGAGUGUUCAAACAUAUGUAGAAGAAUGUAACCAUGCUCUGGAAGGACUGGACAAGGAGCUCCACCUAGCAGACCUUGAGCAUGCAGAUUCCCUUAUCUCAUCUGAACCAUGUUCGAAAGACGACACUGCUUCUUUUGAAAGGCAUGAGAUUUUAUCAUCGGGGAAACCCGGUAAUGUCUCACACGGUGCGGUAGUAUCAGGCUCUACCACGACAAAUCAUCAGCCACAUGAACGUAGACGUUCGGUGGUCGUUAAACAUCAGGAUCGGACAGUCAUCAUACCUCGUGCCAGACCUGUGCGACCUCAGCCGGUGAAGCGAAAGUCAUCUGGAUUCCCGUUCCGAGCUCUCCAGCAUUCUCAGACGUUUGAUGUCGUAAAGAGCAUUGCCGUAAACGUCUCUCGCAAGGCAAUCAAGCUGUGCCGAUGGCCGGAUCGAACCCGCAAGCGCCCCGAAAGCCUGAAGGAGCGACUGAACACUGCAAGAGAGCUUUCGCCUUUCUGUGAUCAGCACUUUAUCCCUCUGGCAUUGUUAGAGGAGCUUAUAACGCAUGAUGUCGUUGCAAAAGAGCUAGCUAGAGAUCGGUCACUCCUGGGCAAGCUACGCCUCGACGCCGACAAACGCGGCCUAUACAAGCUGAAGUCCCGUUCUACUAAUCGGUUGCUGAUCCAGGAAUCUGAGCGCACAUACCGCAAAGUCUUCGCAGUGUUGACCUUGAUCGACCAAGCAUCCUGCAUAUGGAAGUUCGUGGACGAGGGGAUCUGCGAUUCCACGCUUCCCAUAUCGGCCGAACAGAUUGACAAAUCGCAACACCACUUUCGACUUAGAAGUGAAGAUACAUGCAAGCCUCUCAAAUGCUUCCAAGACUGGUCACCUAAAAGUAUAGCAGACUUCAUGAAGAGCCAGUGGGAAGUUAUUGCACUUCAUUUUAAGGGAGGCUUAGACGCAGGUAACCAUUACGAAGUCCAGCCUGAUGAAGUUCUGCCGUUUACUAAGUUCAACAAUGAGUACCGAAAGGGAGGUUUUGGUCAGGUCUUCACGGCAGAAAUAGAAGAAAGCCACCGCUCUUUUCCAAAUAAGGAUGUCGCGGUGAAGCGCCUGACCAAUACAUACGAAGACCCAGUCCGGAACAGAGAAGCCUUCAAGCACGAGUCAGGCAUUCUUCGAAGCCUUGCUAAACAGACUCACAUCAACAAACACCUUACUGAGCUUUUAACGACAUUCGAACGGGCCAAUGAGUUCUACUUAGUUUUUCCCUGGGCUGAUACAGAUCUCGAGGGCUUCUGGGAGCAACAUAGUCCACAGCCAGAACUGUCAGGGUGGCUACUCGAGCAAUUUAGAGGAUUGUCUGAAGCCCUUUAUGUCAUCCACCGAUACCAAACUACCAAGGAGACAACUAUACCUUACCAGGGAUCAAUCAUGCGGACGCUUCCGACAACCAAAGUAGCCGGAUCGGAACCACUAAACUUUCUUGGCCGGCAUGGAGACAUAAAGCCACACAACAUACUCUUCUUCGGUCAAGGGGGUUCAAAAAUUCAGCAUGGCAUCUUGAAGAUAACGGACUUCGGCAUUACACGUUUUACCCCUGAAAACAUCGUUUCAGAGCGAGACAAGGGUAACGUGCCCAACUCACCUACCUAUCGUUCACCGGAGUGCGACCUGCGCAACAUAGAGUUGAGCUCACAAUGUGACAUAUGGGCUUUAGGUUGUGUCUAUUUGGUUUUUCUUACCUGGUACCUUGGCAACCAUAAGGAGGUCAAAGACUUUGCCAACGAGCGAAUGAGCCCGGAUCUCUAUUUGCACGGAAUUAUUAACGACUCAUUCUUCACUAUUGAUCCAGACGAGAGUGCACCUCGGAGAGCAAGCGUGAAAUCAAGCGUAAAAGCGAAGAUCAAUGAUUUGCGAUGCCGCGAAGCCUGCACGGAACCUUUCCAACAGCUCAUACAUAUGAUCGAAAACGGAAUGAUAAUAGUCAUCGAAAAAGAGCCGGAAGGCCUCGCUGUACCCAGUCAUCACCAUAGACGAUUGAGCUCCAGCAGCAUCAUGCAGAAACUUGAGACGAUGAGUCAUCUGAACGGAGCAAGAGACGACGAGGAGGAGUCACCCCGAACCCCUCGUCAUAGACUUAGUAUGCAAUGA
Didymosphaeria variabile is the source of this 2172-nucleotide messenger RNA. RefSeq lists its product as uncharacterized. The transcript has 4 exons. The coding region runs from base 1 to 2172 and encodes 723 amino acids. The record is from RefSeq and is a predicted model, not a curated record. NCBI's taxonomy places the organism in Eukaryota, Fungi, Ascomycota, Dothideomycetes, Pleosporales, Didymosphaeriaceae. Gene Ontology annotation, biological process: peptidyl-threonine phosphorylation; peptidyl-serine phosphorylation. Gene Ontology annotation, molecular function: protein serine/threonine kinase activity; ATP binding.